AUGUCUACUUCAGUCACCGCCUCCACCUCCCUCCCUGACAGCCCUCGCCCUAGUCGCCUGCGCCGCUUCAGUUUACGAACCUAUUCCCCCUUGCCUAGUGGGCAGCACUCGUAUAGGCAUAGUUUGAGUAGUCGAAUUCCUUGGUUCUCAAAUCCUGGCUCUACCUCUCCCACAGACUCUGCAGCUCCAUGCCCUGAAAGUGACCACCCAAGCCUCUCUCGUUACACCUCUGCGCCCGCCCCGAGUUUCGGUUUUGGUACCGAACUCAAUACCCAAGUAUCAUCCACCGACUCUGCCGCUUCUACACCUUCCAACGACCCUGCCCAAACAUCCAACCCUAUGGCGCGUCUAAGGAGCGUUUCGUCCGUCCAUCGUCCGCCACCUCGCACGUUAGAGCGUGCCAACAACUCUCAAGAGCCCACCUCGUCCUCUGAACCGGCCGCCGUUCAAAAUAAUGUCACCGAACCUACCAGCGAACCCACCAGUGAACCCACCAACGCCCCUGCAGAUGGGCAGGUGACCCCCUCAAAAUCGGAGACUAAGGCGACCAUUCGGUUCUUCCCCUACCAAGACGCCCUCCAAAGCUCGAGGCCCUCGUUACCUUUCGUCCCAGUCGCCCGGACCCUACCAUCAGAGAGCUGUGUUAUUCGUGUAGGUCGAUACUCGGAGCGUGAUGGCGUGCCUCUCCCCAACCCGACCGAACCCUCGGACGCCCCCGUGGGGUUCAAAUCCAAGGUCGUUAGUAGGAAACACUGCGAGUUCUUGUACGUGAAUGGUCAGUGGCACAUCAAAGAUGUUGGUAGUUCUUCGGGAACAUUUUUGAACCACAUGCGCUUGAGUCAGCCGAAUAUGGUGUCCCGUCUGUACUCCAUCAAAGAUGGCGAUAUUGUUCAGUUGGGUAUCGACUUCCGAGGGGGAGAAGAAAUGAUAUUCCGAUGCGUUCGGAUUCGGAUUGAAUGUAAUCGAUCGUGGCAGCAGCAGCCUAACGAGUUCAACAAAAACACAGAAAGCCUUAUUAAAAACUUGGGUAAGGGUGAGACGGCUGAUUAUUCGGGUUGUCGUGAAUGCUCGAUUUGCCUUGGCUCUGUCUUGCGGCCUUAUCAGUGUUUGUUCAUGGCAGCCUGCGCGCACGUCUGGCAUUACAAAUGUAUCAGUCGUUUGCUUCACUCCCCCGAUUACCCAAUGUUCCAAUGCCCCAACUGCCGUGCAUUCACCGAUCUCAGCGCCGAGGUCGAUGACUCGAAUGAUGCAGAGGAAAAACGAGAAAAGGAACCGACAGAAGACAGGACAUCUAAUGACUCUUCUGAGCAGCUCGGAACGGAGGUGCCUUCAACCGUCGAAACAAACGGCACAGAAGGACAGCCCGAUCAGCUCGGAGAUCUUGCCGAAGAAGAAAAUAUGGUCAACAAUGUGGAGAACCUCCAUCUACAAGAUGACCAGCAAACGGAUGACACUCGAAGCUCAGCCUCACCAGCGCCUAACUCAAGCACAGAUGACCUGGCCCGCAGCGCCACUAUCAACAUCCCCGGGUGGCAACCGACGCAACCACUCAGUGUGCCGGCUGGUCGCCCUUUACAACUACGAUCCGACACGCCAACAUCUGACGACAACCCAUUGACUCCGCGAAAUGACUCGGGCCCUUUGGCCUUUGAUGGCCGAGCAGGAAUGCCCUAA
Penicillium verrucosum is the source of this 1674-nucleotide messenger RNA. Its product is annotated as FHA domain protein. The record is from RefSeq and is a predicted model, not a curated record. Bases 1 to 1674 code for a protein of 557 amino acids. The transcript has 3 exons. Gene Ontology annotation, cellular component: cytosol; cell division site; mitotic spindle pole body. Lineage: Eukaryota; Fungi; Ascomycota; Eurotiomycetes; Eurotiales; Aspergillaceae. Gene Ontology annotation, biological process: negative regulation of septation initiation signaling; protein ubiquitination; mitotic spindle assembly checkpoint signaling. Gene Ontology annotation, molecular function: protein binding; ubiquitin protein ligase activity.